Molecule: messenger RNA, 2055 nt
Organism: Setaria italica (foxtail millet)
Lineage: Eukaryota; Viridiplantae; Streptophyta; Magnoliopsida; Poales; Poaceae
Product: chaperone protein DnaJ
Exons: 11
Coding region: 46-1701 (551 amino acids)
Biological process (GO): response to heat; protein refolding
Cellular component (GO): cytoplasm
Molecular function (GO): ATP binding; heat shock protein binding
Source: RefSeq, a predicted model, not a curated record
GCCAACAGGCAAUACCCAAUUUCAAGUACUGUAGCGGAAGCCGAAAUGUUCCGCACGCGGCCGGCGGCGCGGUGGCCACCGUCCAGUCCCAUGCCGGCCACCGCGCUCUUCCUCCCCGCAAACCCAAACCCGACGCCUAGUCCCGCCUACUCCCUCACCCCGCCGGCCUCCACCUCCGGCGAGCUCCACUUCCGGCUCCGCCUCCCCCGCCAUGCCCGCUCUCGAACCUAUCUCCCCGCCGCGUUCGGAAGAGGGUCGCCUGCGGCCGGGCGCAGAGAGAAGGACUACUACGCCACGCUGAAUAUCCGCCGCGAUGCUACGCUGCAGGAGGUCAAGGCCGCCUACCGGACCCUCGCCCGCAAGUAUCAUCCUGAUAUGAACAAGAGCCCUGGGGCAGAAGAAAAGUUCAAGGAGAUCAGUGCUGCAUAUGAGAUUUUAUCAGAUGAAGAUAAAAGAUCGUUCUAUGAUCGUUUUGGAGAAGAAGGGCUCAGUGGUGAUUAUGUUCAUGGAGAUACCGGCAUGCAUGGGAUUGAUCCUUAUGAACUCUUUAAUGCAUUCUUUGGUGGUUCUGAUAAACUUUUUGGAGAUAGCAUGGGUCCUGGGGGAUUCCAUUACAGUGCGAAAGUAAACGACAACAGGGGACUUGAUAUUAGCUAUGAUCUCCCCAUUUCUUUUGAAGAAUCAAUGCUUGGAGGCAAGCGUGAAAUCAAUAUUUUCUGCCAUGAAACGUGUGGCACUUGUCAUGGGACUGGAGCUAAAUCUAGCAAUGGCAUCAUAGAAUGCACUCGAUGCAGAGGUCAAGGCAGGUUGAUGAAAACUCAAAGGACACAUUUUGGUAUUGUUUCUCAGAUAUCUUCAUGCUUAAACUGUGGUGGCAGUGGGAAGGUAAUUUCUGAACAUUGCACAGAAUGUCACGGUUCACGCAAAGUCCAAGUUGAACGCAAUAUCAAAGUAGACAUACCUGGAGGUAUUGAUGAUGGCUCCACCAUUCAAGUUAGAGGAGGAGGUAGUGUUGAUAAGCAAAGGGGUGCAAGUGGUGACCUGUAUGUUUUCAUUCGCGUUCAUGAAAAACAAGGCAUCCACAGAGAUGGUCUUAAUUUGUACUCGGACGUCUCAGUUGAUUAUACUGAUGCAAUUUUAGGAACUACAGUGAAGGUUGAGACAAUAGAAGGAUUGAAGGAUCUUCAUAUUCCUUCUGGCACUCAGCCAGGAGAUAACUUAAAAUUUUCUCAACUGGGAGUUCCGGACAUUAAAAGACCUAAUGUCAGAGGAGAUCACUACUUCGUGAUAAAGGUGAAGAUUCCGAAGAAUAUCAGUGACCAGGAGCGUUUGCUCGUUGAAGAGCUUGCUGCACUAAAUAAAGCUCAGAAUAAACCCAUUUCAGGAACUACAAACAUAGGAAAUUUUCAAGACAGAAACCAUCAUCCAUCUGCAAGGAGGAAAAGAUCAUUCUGGGUGGGCAUCUGGAAUCUGUUCAGGGAAGAUAAAGGGGAUCAGAGAUUCGCUUCCAUCAGUGCACAACCUAUUAUUCCAGGAUGGACUUCUUGCCGAGGGGCUGAUCCUGCUGUUCCGUUGCUGUUAAAAGGAUUCCUUAUGAUAACAGCAUUCUUAAUUGUGAUCAGCAGAACCAGUAAACUCAGGUUUAUUCGAAACCGUGAUGAUUGUCUGAUUCAAGCCAAAGUAACUGCAGAGCCAGAGUGAAUUGCAGUCUGGUUAUCGUAAUUUUGUCGAGCAAAGCUGCGGGGGAAAAGAAUCCAUCCCGGCUUUGUUUCUAGUGGUUUGUGUCCCAGAGUUUACAGUAAUAGGCUAACAGGAGUGGCAUAGAAUGAUAUAAACUGCUUGUCAUUAGUCAUUUUAGUGAUUAUUAUAUUAUGCCAUAACAUGUAGAAGAAACAUGUGGCAGUUUGACGAAAGCAAAGAGGAAAGGUAUGGAGAAACAUGACUGGGCAAAAUGUACAUUGUUCCAGCUUGUCCGCACAAAUUUGUGUAAUGUUUCAGCCUGGAAUGCAGCGUGCAUUUGUGCGUUAAACAAAGUAUCCAAAUUUCUCAUGAAAA